This is a messenger RNA of Cephus cinctus (wheat stem sawfly), 1080 nucleotides long. Its product is annotated as transmembrane protein 147. Lineage: Eukaryota; Metazoa; Arthropoda; Insecta; Hymenoptera; Cephidae. The coding region runs from base 185 to 874 and encodes 229 amino acids. The transcript has 4 exons. The record is from RefSeq and is a predicted model, not a curated record.
GCCGAAGAAAUCAGAUUUGUGAAUGGCCAGAUCUUUCAUGACGUAGGAUUUUGACCAAUCAGAGAUCUACUCUUCCUAACGAGGUUGUACGACUACUAACCGUUUUUUUAGAUAUGUAUUAAGUCAUGGUUCUCGCUAAGGUGUAAAAUUUGAUUGAAUUUAAUAAUAAAACUAUCACUGAAAAAUGACACUAUAUCAUUUUGGAAACUGCCUGGCGCUCGUAUAUGUACCAUAUUAUUUAACUUAUAAAUAUUCAGGGCUCUCAGAAUAUGGAGCUUUUUGGAAAUGUGUUCAGGCAGGAGGUAUCUACAUAUUUACUCAACUUGUUAAAAUGUUAGCGCUUGCAACAUUUUUUCCGACAGCCGAUAGCGUCGGACAAGAAGGCUUUGACAUUUUUGGAGAAUUUCUCAAAUCUUCCAUUGAUCUCGCAGACCUUGCUGGAAUACUAUUAGUAUUGAAUGGUAUACCAGGAAAAGGCCAUGCUAAAGUUUUGACAUCAGGUAUUGGAUGGGCAGGUGCAGAGGUACUUCUCACUAGGUUUCUAUUGCUAUGGGUAGGUGCACGUGGUGCUGAGUUUGACUGGAAAUACAUUCAGAAGAGUUUAGAAUCCAACAUCAAUCUGGUUCAGCAUAUAACGACUGCAACACUUGUCUGGCUGUGGUCAAGACAUGACUUACGUCGUGGCCUUGUUCCAUUAGUUGUCGGUAUGCUGUUAAUAACGAUUUAUAGGCCAUUAAUUCUUGACUUUUUAACAUCUGUUUUACUGGCUGGUCCAUGGUCAUCCCUUUUCAUUAAAGCUGUCACCACACUCUUCAUGGGUGCUACUACUUUGCAUAUUUAUGCAGGUCUUGCUCAUUCCAUUGGUAUAUUUUAAGCAGUAAGUUGAAAAUGUACAUACGAUUAUAAAGUGUUAAAGCAAAACCUAUAAAUAUCUAUGCAUCAAUGUGGAAUGCAUAUAGAAACAUGAGAACCAAUCAGAAUCAUGGAUAUUUAUUACUAUUUACUUCAUUGUAAAACGUAAGUUGAUAUAUUAAAAGACUUAUAACUGCAUACGUAAUAAUAUAUUCAGAUGAAUUUUAA